Molecule: messenger RNA, 1562 nt
Organism: Aspergillus ruber CBS 135680
Lineage: Eukaryota; Fungi; Ascomycota; Eurotiomycetes; Eurotiales; Aspergillaceae
Product: protein N-lysine methyltransferase family protein
Exons: 2
Coding region: 71-1156 (361 amino acids)
Source: RefSeq, a predicted model, not a curated record
GUAUGGCAGCAUAAGAGAUAGCUUUGACAUUUCUGUACUUGUUGGUUCUUUUUCUGUUCACACCCACAGGAUGGUCUUCUAUAUCCGCUUCCUCAAAACGCCCCGGCUUCAGAAGCAAAAGGGAACUGUUUCUGUUUCUGCUCUGAUUUGUAUCACUACGGACCUGGGCGAUGCAUUCCUGGCUGAAGAUACGCAAUUGCUCACAACGCUGAGUAUUGAUCAGACAGAAAAAAUCUUGUACAAGGAACCACUAAAAUGGACCGCCGGCAAACGAGAGCUUCUGAUCUCACUGGGGCCGUUUCCCGAGCAUCUCGCCCGACAGACUGUGGUCCUGAGCGUCAGUGCAAUUGAACCCCGGAGAUCAGAAAUGCGCUGGAGCGAUGCUAUAUUGGGGGGUGUCGGCGUCCCUUUGGUUAUCUCCGGCUGGAGCGCACCUUUUGGAGGGUCUCAGUCUCUAGUGGCAGAGAAACUUGUGGAGAGACGGAUUGGUCCUACAAACCGAUUGGACCUGAGAAUAUGGGAGGAGACAGGCAACAGCAUUGCCCGGCAUAUCUGGGAUGCUGCCCUUGCAUCAGUGAUACAUCUCGAGCAGAUCGUGCAAGGUUCCAAUGCGACCCUGCCAGUGCUCUCAGAACUUCUACAGAACCCGCGCGACAAGCCUCUCCAGGUUCUUGAACUGGGGUCGGGAUGCGGGAUUGUAGGCAUUGCUUUGGCAAAACUGCUACCACGGUGCUCGGUUAUGCUGACCGACCUACCUGAAGCCGAGGACAUUGUAAUACAGAAUAUCGCUGCGGCCAGACCAGCGCAUUCAUCUAAGAUUGAAUAUCAGAACCUCGACUGGGACGAGCCACUGCCGAAGGAUUUCUGCCAUGAGCCUAUAGACCUGAUUCUCGUUUCGGACUGUACGUAUAAUGCCGACAGUUUGCCUGCAUUGGUCUCAGUUCUAGACCGGCUCGUACAAAGUUCCCCGAGUGCACUUAUUCUCGUGGCAUUAAAGAGACGCCAUGAAAGCGAAGCAAUCUUUUUCGGCCUGAUGCAGUCUGCAGGACUUUGCCAACACAAAGUCCAUACAUUAUCGCUCCCGUCACAACAUGACCAAUUAGAUCGCAUUGAGCUGCAUUGCUAUGGACGGAAUCCACAGUCGAAAUCCGGAUGAUACGCUCAAAACCUCCGAAGAAGCCACUUCGACCGCUUUCCUGACCACCACUGGGUUCUGCUCGGUCCUCCCGUCUUGAUUUCAAAGCCCGGGUCACCAAUGAGUGGGCAGCGUAUUGCUGCCCAGCAUUGAAAUCUCUUUUGUGUUCUGGUCCGUGCAUGUGGAUGUGGAAACAAGCCCGGAAGUGCGUCAUAAACAGUAGCAUAACAUCAUUGCUAGCCGAUUUUCAGGGGAAAAGUUUCUUUCCAGCUUCGACUUCUUCGAUGAACUGUGCUGGACGAUUCGAUAUGAUGCAUGGUCGGGCAGUGGAAUUAGAGUGUAUGCACGGAGGACAUAGUCUCGCUCAGCCACUUUGGGUUGUGGCAAAAAGUUUAUAGGCAACAGUAAGACACGGGAGGCCCUUGCC